This is a messenger RNA of Ruditapes philippinarum (Manila clam), 6725 nucleotides long. Its product is annotated as transcriptional coactivator YAP1-A-like. Gene Ontology annotation, molecular function: protein binding; transcription coactivator activity. The transcript has 7 exons. The record is from RefSeq and is a predicted model, not a curated record. NCBI's taxonomy places the organism in Eukaryota, Metazoa, Mollusca, Bivalvia, Venerida, Veneridae. The coding region runs from base 177 to 1457 and encodes 426 amino acids. Gene Ontology annotation, cellular component: nucleus; cytoplasm. Gene Ontology annotation, biological process: hippo signaling; positive regulation of transcription by RNA polymerase II.
UCGGUCAACUAAUUACCAAUUUUCGUACAAGAAGCAAUGGUGUCCUACAAAAUGAAUAUGUUACUCAGGAUUUUUUCGGGAUUUCUGUUAUGAUUGGACAACGGAGGUGGGGGUAAAGUAAACUACAAGUUUAUAGUGUUUUCGAAUAAUUGACUCGCGUGUGUUAAUUUGUCAGAAUGGGUGAAAGAACGGAACGUACCGGCACACAAGUUGUGCAUGUCCGUGAGAACAGUGAUCACGAGAUGGAGGCUAUGUUUAAAGCAGCUCUUAAUCCUAAACCAGGAGUAGCAGGCAUUCCAUUAAGACAGAGAAACUUACCUCCAUCAUUUUUCACCCCUCCCGAUCCAAAUAAACAAAUAAAUCAUAGUCGGGAAGGUAGUACAGACUCAACUGGGUACUCGAACCCAGGUCAUAGUGUUCUUACCAGUGCAGGUCCAACCGUGAUUCAUGGUCGCACGCAGUCUUCGCCUGCAAUGUUACAACAAACUCAGUUUAGCACAUUACCCCCACCGCAACACACAAGACAACGCUCAUGUGAUUUAAUUCUUGAAGAGCAACCGUUACCUCCAGGAUGGGAAAUGGCCAAAACUCCACAAGGGCAAAUAUACUUUUUAAACCAUGUUACUCAGCAGACGACGUGGCAGGAUCCACGCAAGCCAAAUUUUAACAUUAACAAGAGUAACGUGCCCCUUGGCCAACAAACUCCCCCAAAUGUGUCACCCAAUGUUUCUCUGCAGAAUCUUCACCAGUUACAAGGCCUUCAAAAUAUGCAGCUACCCGAGGGCUGGGAACAAGCCGUAACACCGGAGGGAGAGAUGUACUUUAUAAACCACAAUGAACGAACUACAAGUUGGUUCGAUCCAAGAUUACCUAUGCAUAUGCAACGAUUGAAUGUGCGACCAGGGUCAGUACAUCCACAGGCUCCGAUGGGGGUAGGGGCGAAUCCUCAACAGAGAGGUAUGCAACCGGUUGCCCAGCAACAAACGGCACUACAGAAAUUACAAGAAGAGAAGGAACAGUUACGCAAGCGACAGGAAGAGCUCAACAGACAGGUAAAACUUGAGCAGGAGAUGGCAUUACGGAAUUCUAAUACAGAGUUAACAACAAUAACAGACCCAUUCUUAGGGCAGUCGAAUGCCACAGAUUUACAUGCUAGACAGGGCAGCACUGAUUCAGGUCUAGGAGGAAUGGGAAGUGGGACCAGUUUUGUACCGAGAACUCCUGAAGAAUUCCUGAGUAACGUUGGCGAAAUGGAUGCGCAAGACGGAGUAGGUCAUCGCCAAGGCGAUUUCAAUAACAUGGACAUGGGAAGUAUAGAUGCAGAACACUCAAACAUGGAUAGUGACGACCUUGUACCAAGCUUACAGGCUGAUGAUAUCAGUAAUGAGCUGCUAAAUGAUGUUCAGACAGUUUUAGAAUCCAACAAAAUGGAUGACAGCCUGCUCACCUGGUUGUGAGGUCAAGGUCAUUUACAUUAUUUGAUUGCCAUGGUAACAUGAUGCUGAACUACAUUUUUUAUAAGGAAAGAAAAUGGUUACCAGGCAUCAUUUGUGAACAGUUGAUGUAUUAUAGCAACAAACGAAUCUGGAAAAUUCAAAAAUGGAAUGUUUUUUAAAAGGCAGAUAAAGCGAAUAGGGAAUGUUUUUGUUCAUAUUGUCACUUUCCAGCCCAUGACAGUCAAAAAACGUCACCUGUACAUGUUUUCAUUUAAGUAAGUUUUUUUACAGAGUUCAUAAUAGACAAACAUUUAUUAUACGGCUAAGAAAAUCAUUCAAAGGUUGCUAUAUGUGAAUGGACAACAUGGUGAAUUUUUUUUUUGAGAAGAAAAAGGGCGAAUCUAGCCAGGAUACAAAAGACUUACUGCAAGAAUUCUUCUGGCUAGAGUUUUUUUUCGCAAGGCAGAAUUGAAGAUAACCUAUCCAUGAGCUCCUCAUAAUAAAAAGUGUGCAUAAGAAAGACUUAGAUGUAAGAAUCACUUUGUAGCCAUAGCAAUGUGGUUGUAUCACAUAUAUUUUUCUUUACAAUUUUUUAUUACAUGUAUCAGGGAAAUAACACUUAUGAUGAUGAUGAUAUAUGUUAAAUAUGUGUGCAUAAGAUUAUAUUUUGUAUUUCAAAAUGCGGAAAAAAAAUUCACAAAAAAAAAAGCGAUAAAAAAUUGUAAUGUUAUAUUAUAAAAUAUGUAACCAUUAGAAUGUGGUUGUUAUUUUUGCAUUAUCAUUAUAACACAUUAAGUAUGUACACAUUUAUUUCAUUAUAUUUUUUUUUGCAUUGAUCAUAAUUAUUACAUCAUUUAUAUCUCACUUGUGAUUUUUUUAUAAGCAUUUUGCCAUUAUUAUAAAAUAUUAUUAUAUACGACUGAAGAGAUCAAUUCAUGUGCUUAAAUUAAUUUCGGAUAUAAAAUCUAAAAUUUGAUGUGUUCUUUUUUUUGUCGCUAGAAAGUGUGAGAAAAUUUGUUUUUCUCACUUCAUUUUAUAGUAUAGAUUUUUGAUUUUAUGUAGAUAUACUCCAGGCAGCUUUCAUAGAAAUUUGGUACAAGCUAUAAAAUAAGACUGAGAAGUACAAUUUCUAAUUAAAUCUUAGUGCUAUGUUUUAAAAGAUUGUGAAAACUUACUAAUGAAGUAAAUUCGAUUCUUAAAAUAAGGCGGGAAUUCCAAGAUCACCAUAAAUUGAUCUCAUCAGUUGUGUAAGAGAUUGUUGAAUUAUUUGUAUAUAAAGAGCAGCUCUUCCCAAAAUGCAUUAAUUAUUUUUAACCUUUUUUGUGUUUUUAUAUAUAUAUAUAUCCCUUUAUAUGAAGUUAAUUCUCUUUACCUUGUCUUUGCAUUGAAGCAUCUGGAGAUAAUAAGAUAUUUAAAGCUUUCUGAGGAGAAUCUAUCUAUGUAUUUUUGUUUUUUGGCAAUAUCUCACUGUUAGUGGAAAUAAAAUUAUUUCCCUUUAAAUAUGCUCUUUUAAAGGGAGAUAAUUAUGUGGGUAGGAGAUGGAAUUUUAACUUCCAGUAUUGAUACUGUUAUACUGUACUUUGAAAUAUUAUUUACAGCGCAGUGCGAGAUCUGACCGUUUGAGUGACUGGGGAAAAAUGUUUAUAUCGGAACAUUGGACACAGAUUACAUACAAAGACAAAAUUAUUUUUCAAAGUUCUAAACCGUAUAUUAUUAGUACUGGAAAUAUUUAGUUUGAUCUCUUACUUACAAAGACUUACAGUGAGUUAUGUCAAAAACUUUAUACUAUCUUCAAACAUAUGCUUUGUCUUUUACUAUUUAUAUAGCUGUCUUUUCCUAAUCUUUUUCCUGCUUUUUUGACAGUCUUUCUAACUUAGAAAGAUUAACUUGCUGUUUAUUAGUGGCGGCUAAUUUUAUUGUAAAAACUUCAUUUGUCCCGAGAUUGGAGUUUUAGUUUAUUAGAAUAAAUAUGAUCAAUAGAGUUUGUUCAUUUCCAUACUUGUGUAAAGAAACAUUCAUAGAUGUUGUAAGUUAUCAAAUUUACCUUGAAGAUGUAAGAAUAAUUUUGCGCAUUUUUAUUGAUUUUUUUUUUUUUUUUUUUACCAAAUUAAGGUUAUUUUUUAUUUUUCGAAAAAUGAAGAUAAUGUAAGUAAUGAUUUUAAGGUUGAUUAAUUCUUCACAGGUGUGAGUUAGAUCAUUAUUUAUAAAUUUUGUUGAUGUAAAACCUUACAUUAAAGACCUCUUAACUGAAAAGGAUUGAUUGAAUAUCAAUAUACAUGUACAUCAGAACAAAAACACAUUUUUGAAGAUUUUAGAAUGUGAUUUUAUUUUUGAGAUGCACAAUGUAAUAGGGUCCGGAGAAAACCUGUUCAGUUUGAAUUAAAUUUACAUUUUGGAGCUAAUGUUUGGCUAAUUUUCUAAUUCAGAAUGUGAUAAAUGAUCAGAAAUACUCGUAACUUUUAUUCUACAUCUAAAGAUCAGAAAUUCUAAUAAUUUUAUCCCUCGCCUGUGAAGGUAAGUCAAAUAAUAAGAUUUAAUAAUGUUUUUGUGCCUUAUCUAAUAUAUGCACAUGUAGCGCUAUUUAUUCACUUUGUCCGAAACGAACUAAUAUGCCUUUUUACUUGAUAAAGACGUCCACUUAUUCUAAUUGCCAUAACUUUGCGUAAUUUCUAAUGCUAAAUAUUUUUUUCUUGUCUUAGGAUCAGUCAAACUUUGGUCACUUUGUUGGUUUGAUGGCUCUUUAUUAUUGAAGAGAGAAAGUUUAAUAAUAAAUGACACCAUUAAACUUUUCAGUUAUAUGUAAAGAUAAAAUGAUUCAAAAGAUGUAUAUAUUUUAUAGCAAUUUUGAAGUUUUAAAUCAGGAUAAGUGUAUGAUUGUCCUCUGGAUACUACAUGUAUUAAUUGUUUUCAAAAUUAAAUUUUUUGUUUAGAAUGUUAAAUCCAGAUUAUCAGUAGAAUGUUAAAUUAACACAGUAACUAUAUUGUGAUAUUUGAAAAAAAUGUUCGAGCAGUGGGCUAGCGGCUUAGGUGUCUGCCUCUCGUCCUAAGGGAACAUUUGUUCAAGUUGAAUUGUUGCCACGCCCAUAUUUCUUAAUGUGACACCUGUAAUAGUUGGUUUCAGGAAGCAAAUUCUAGUUAUAAUAAGCAUCGAAACUUGCUUCACUAUCAAAGCUUACAAAAAUAACGAUUUUUAUAAAAAGAUUAUUUGAUUAAAAACUUUGUGACAAAAUAAAUAAUGUUUAAACCAAAAAUUCUGGAAACAAAGUGAUCCCUCAGAAGCAUUAAUCAACACAAAAUCACAUGAAAAUUGCAGACUCGGUUUGAUCGAGUUUUCUUACUAUGAUACAAGAUUUUAAAAGGUAGUGAUCAAAGUUUGACUGAAAUGGCUACUAUGCACAAAAGUAAUUUUUGAAGUUUUUUAAAUGUUGUAAACCCUUCUCCUAGUAUAGAUGUUGUGCAGACAAAGAGAAAUAUUCUAUUUUUGUACUACAACUGAUAUUUUUUGAAGCCAGACUCAGUUGUUCAAAGAAACCAUAUCAUUCCAGUGAAGUUCUCAUUUCUAUAGACAAAUUUUAGGACAAGAUAAAAUUGUAUACAAGCAUGAGUUUGAUAUAGAUGAUGAAGACUUGAGAAUAUUAUAUUUGUAAAAUGUAUUCCACCAUGCCCUUUUUGACUUCGUUCUUAAAGCUGCAUGCCUCCAGAUGAGCAAAAAAAUAUUUUGAUAAAAUCAAACAUGAGGAAAUGUACUAAGAUUUUAGGAAAAGUAUAAAGAUUCAAAAUUUUAGUGAUAAUUUACAUGUUGUGUGGAAUUAAUGACCGAUUUUUCAGUAUUUAUUACAUUUUUUCUAAUGCAGUUAGGGCUAAUUUUGCAUAUGUUGGCCUCUUUAUGGUAAUUUACAUGGUUGUAAGUGCCAAUGAUAAUGUGUAAAUUGCUUCCUUUUGGUAACUUCGUAAUAUUAUACUGUUAAAUACAUUUUCAAAAUUUUCAUGAAAAUUAGCAUAAAUCUGGAGGUGUGCUGCUUUAAUGUAUUCUUCCCAACUUUCAAACUUGGACAGGUCAAUGAAGCAAAUAAAAGAUAAAUGGUGGAAUGAAGUAAUGACUACUAAGGUUAAGAUAAUCAUGCGAUGUAUACAAGACUUGUGUUAAAAUUUGGCUAUGAAAUCAGUGUUUCUUUUUUCCGUUGAUGCGGAAAAUUUUCAGGAGAAAAGAUAGAUUUUAUUUUUUUUAUUACAGAAAUCAUCAGUCAUGAAAAAUGUUGUUGUUUUUUUAUCUUGUGUGAUUAAUUUCCCUGACACCUUCAGUUGGUGAUAAUGUAACAUUUUUGCAGGUGUGCAAUUUCGAAAAAUACACAAAUUUAUGUUUUGUGAAUGAAAAAAUAAUGAGGAGUGCAUUGAAACUAAGAAAAAGAGUACUCUCCACGUGGAGGUAGUUUAAAACUAUAUGAUACUCUCUAUUUCGGGAGAUUGAAAAAGUAGAAUCUCUGUCAUGAAGAAUGAGAAUGGUUGACAUUCCAUGUCCGUGUUGUUGAAAUUGCCAGUUAUCAACGGUAAUUACAAAACAAAAAUGAACGUAAUUGUGAAGUGGACAUUUCAUUUCAUACUAUGGUAUUUUUUUAUAAACAAAAAAGUCAAUACGUUUUUUGUUUACUUUCAAGUGAUGGCUUUACAAUGUAGUGUUUUCUUGCUUUUUUCGAUUUUGUAGAAAGAACUACAUUUUGGCAGAUGACGCGGAAAAUCAAGGUGUUUUUCGUGAACCUUUGUCAUAGUGUUGUUUCAACACAAGGCCAGAUUAUACCUUGGUUGUUUUUUCUUUAUCAUUGUGAACCCCUAAAACUUUUAUUCUUGCAUUAUUGUACAGUUGUUUUUAGACUAUAACACACUUUCGUUUUUUCUAAAAAUAGAUUUUCUUUAAAUGAUAUUCUGUACAUUUACGCUGUAUAAAUUUUAAUGUGUUUUGAAUUACUGUAGAGAUUUUUAAAAUUGUAAUUUUGAAAAAUUAAAAAAGUACAUAAAAAAUUACACAAUAUGUGUUUUGUCCCAUAGAAAAAAAGAAUUUUUGUUAUAUAACGGAGGGAUAGUUUUGUGUCUGUAUUUUUAGCGUACUCUCAAUGAAUUUUUAAGUUAUUUGUAUGUAAUUGAUUAGAAACAUAUGUUGAAAUGUUCAGUGAAACCCCUGGAGGUAACAAGAGUGAAAGCUUGCAUGAAGGUUGGUAUGAUGUAUUGUUUAACACUGUUUGAUUUUAUGAAAAAUGAGAGCUGGACAUUUUACCAACAGAAUAACCAAGAAAA